Rotaria sp. Silwood2 is the source of this 558-nucleotide messenger RNA. Lineage: Eukaryota; Metazoa; Rotifera; Eurotatoria; Philodinida; Philodinidae. The record is from the annotation of a GenBank genome assembly.
AUGGAAUCAAAUAUUGAAUGGACACAAACAACUCGUGGUGCAAAAGCAUUUAUAUAUAAAAAUCAAAAAUAUAGAAAGCGAUGUUCAAAUAAGGAUGGUUCUGAAAUAUGGAUUUGUUGUAAUAAAUCUUGUGGAGUAUCAAUGGUUUUAUUUGAUAAUAUUAUUAAACGUUAUCCACAAGAACAUUUACAUGAAGAAUUACAACAUACACCUGAAAUUAGGACUUUAUUGGAAAAUAUAUACAAAGAAACAAAAGCUGAUUUAUUGAAACCUGUAACCGAAAUAUAUCAACAACAUUUAAUCCAACAUAAAAGAAAAAAUGGAUUAGCUGAUGAUGUACCUAUUUUUAAUUACAUAAGAUCAACGGCUUAUCGUCGUAGAUCAUCAGUUCUUCCGCCAAUUCCAAAAACACUAGAAGAUAUCGUGAUACCUGACGGCUUAAAAUUUUUCGAGAAUGGUGAACCAUUUGUUAUACUCGAUAGUCCAGCACCAUAUCGUCUUAUAACACUAUGUUCUCCAAAAGCAUUAGUAUCACUUGGUAUGCUUCAUGUGUAUUAA